This is a messenger RNA of Grosmannia clavigera kw1407, 2715 nucleotides long. RefSeq lists its product as uncharacterized. Bases 1 to 2715 code for a protein of 904 amino acids. The record is from RefSeq and is a predicted model, not a curated record. Lineage: Eukaryota; Fungi; Ascomycota; Sordariomycetes; Ophiostomatales; Ophiostomataceae. The transcript has a single exon.
AUGCUGGUCUCGAGGAUCAUCCGUCAUAGGGAUGCGGUGCGGCUCGGCCCAGAAUUGGGCCUUGGCUUGAACCACAUCUCUCACUUUCAUGCUGGCUAUUCGAAGACGCUACGACAUUCAGCAGCAGCCGAGCCGAAGAAGAGCUCUGGUACUACGGUCGGCUGGCGCCGUCAUCGGAGGUUCCCAAAGUACCUCCGCGACUCGCCCAGUGGAACGUUUGCGUUGCGGCUCCGGAGCCGAACGACGCCUUUGACGUUCAGGGCAUGGCAGCGGUUCGACGAGGCAGCGAGGAGUCGGAGCCUGCGACUUCCGAUAGUGACGCUGCAGAUGAUGAUACGGAAGGAUGAGGCGCAAAUGAAGACCAGCCUCUCGCAGAGCUUGUGUGACGAUGGGCAGUGGCGCACUCGACUGAACAGCCUAGCAUUCAAGGGCAUCUCCGAGGGGGACAUUCAGCACUGGGUUUGGAUCAUGGAAGGAAAAGAUGCGGACGAGCGAAUUGAACGGUUCGUUUCGGUGGACCGACCGAAGCCGAUAUUUCUUCUGUUCCAGCUGCUGCGGCACGACCAGAGAUUCCAGAAGGGAAGCUCUCUCCAGUCCAUCUAUGACUAUGUCUACCGCCACCACGUUCGCUCCAAAGCGUCUCCUCCAGAUGCAGCGCUGCCGUUCGGAGCUGUGCGACGCACAUUGGACCCUGGUCUGAACAUGACACGGUGGAAUUUUGCCACGCUGUUUCGCCUUCUCGUGUACCAUUACCUUCGGGUAUGGCCGUCGGCACUUCCAGCACUUGCAAAGCUGGUGUGUUUGUACGUCGAGAUAACACAGCAGGUGGCCAAGAACGGGCGGAAAGCGUACUCAGACGCGUGCUCUAUCUUCAACUACGCCUUGGUGAUGUUCCAGCGCAAGUCCCCCGUCCAGCCUGUGUUCCAGAUGCGCUACAACUGGCGGGCGCAAAAGAUUAUGCUCGCCAUGUCGACGACGCUGCCGCGGCCACUGCUCAUCAACCGGUCGGGCUUCCGGGCGAUCCGCAGGGUGAUGCUGGCGCUGGGCAAGUCGCCAGCAGAGCGACGGGUUGCCUUGCGGAUGAUGCGAACAUGGCCGCCGUACCGGCGAGACUGGGACGGCCUGGACGAGAAGCGAGAGCCGGCAGACGACUUCAGCAGGAGUGUCAAGGCCGGGGUUCUCAUGCACGAAGCGGGAUAUUCGGAGAUGGAGCAUGACCGUGCACUCAGUGUGCUGGGCGGCGUCCUGCCCGGCGAGGCGCCAACGGUACAGACGCGAUCGCUGAGCCCGCGAACGUGGACGGGUCGUCAGGCCAACCUGAACGUAUUCUCGACCUGGGCGGCACGGGUAAAGGCCACGCGCGACAUCAACGAGGCGUGGCACGAGUUCCAGACCAGCCCGACCGAAGGGCUGCAGCCAAGCGUGCAGGUGUACACAGAGAUGUUCAAGAAGCUUGUGGCAAUACCGGUCAACCAACUGCCAGAUCCAGCUCAUGCGUUGUUGCCGGGCGAUGCGCGCGAAGUGUUCCCGGUCAACGAUGCGACGCUGACGACGUUUGAGAAGCAGCGGCUGCGACCACCGACAGUAGAGGGGCUGUACUCGCAGAUGCUGCACAACGGCACCCGGCCGGUCGGCGACUGUCUCUCGGUGCUGAUACAGCAUGCGCCGUCGAUGCAGGCAGCGAUGCGGUAUCUGCACGACAGCCCACUGGACAAGGCGGCCAUAUCUGCACUACAGCUCCCUCAUGUGCCUUCGGCCGACUCGAGCACGAUCUCACGGCACCGUCGACGUGAUGCGGCCGCCGGGCCGACGCUCGAAGUUUUGCAGCAAAUUCCCCUGGGCAACUUGGGGGCGUACAUCUUCCUGAUGUGCCGAUUCCAGCCACGACUGGCGGCAGAGCCUGCUCGGCUGGGCAAGAUGCGGCGUGCAGGGCUCAUCCACCAUGCGAUCAACAUCUGUGCGCAGCGGCUCCGUCCGACGCUGGACGAUGGGCAGACGUACAAGGCUCCGUGGCAUACGAUCAUGCAGACACUGGCACAGCCGAAGCUGCUAGUCAGCGCGGAGAACACACAAGACAGGCGGUUCCACGACCGCGAGGCGCUGGGACUGGCGCUGCGAGUCUUUGGGUUGGUGAAGAUGGGCGGCGGCGUGGAUGUUGUGGUGCUGGACGGUCUCUGCAAGGCGACACAGAAAUGUCUGCGGUGGACGGACAUGGGCUUGACGACAGACGGUGGCGGCGACCUGCAGCCGCUGCUGCGGAUGGCACAUGCGACGAUCGUUUCAGCAUUCUCGGAGAUGGCAGGCGGGUCUCCGGCCAGCCAGCACCAUCCGGCAACGCGACACAAUUUCACAGCCGGCAGCUUGCAGAGCUAUAUGCAGACACUGGGGUAUAUGGGGGACGUGGACGGGAUGGUGCAGGCGGUAGGGUGGAUACUGCGGAUGUGGGAAGACGAGACGGUGCUGGAGGAUGCCAAGGACGUGCUGAACGGGCAGUACUCGACGAUAGGCCGUGUUCUGGUCAUGUUUCGGGCGUUUGCGGAGACGCAGGUGACAGGGUCGGUGCUGGAGCAGCUGGAGCGGCAGAUGGGCGCACUGCAGGAGAGAAAAUACUGCACGUGGCGAUGGCCGACGCAGGAGGAUGCAGACGCGUUUGUGCGGUGGCACCGACAAGAGCACAAUGCAGCCUUCUGGUCUCGGGUGCGUCCAGGUGUAUAG